AACAAUGAUAGUGUUAGAUAACUUCAUGUCUGAAUUUGGCAACGUACAAAUUAACGAACCGUCAUUCUAAACUGUUGUAGUAGUGUGUAAUUUAUUUUAGUUGAAGUGCGUUCCUGUUAUAAACUUUUUUUCGUCCUCAAGAUGCGGAAUAUGAAAUUGAUUCUAUCUGUUAUACAGUUUUUGAAAGAUGAAGCAAAGAAAGAAAAUGCUGAUACACGAGAAAGUUUAGAAGUUGCUGUUCAGUGCUUACAAACUGCAUAUGAUAUUGGUGACAAAGACUCUGAUUUACUUGCAUUGACUUGUCCUUCAUUGGAAGAAAUUUUCCUCAAGUCUGUCCCUACGUCCGAGGCAGAAGAAGAAACAAGUAGUGAACAUUCAGGAAAUAAAGCAGAAGCAAUGAAAAAUCUUGGAAAUGAUCUAAUGAAAAGUAAUAGAUUUCAUGAAGCAGUUAAGUACUACACUGCUGCUAUUGAGUUAGACAGUCAAAAUGCUAUAUAUUAUGGAAACAGAGCUGCUGCAUAUAGCAAAUUAAAUGAAUUCCAGAAUGCUAUUAAAGACUGUGAAAAGGCUAUUGAACUUGAUCCAAAAUAUGCAAAGGCGUAUGGAAGAAUGGGUUUGGCCUAUGCAAGUCUUGAGCAACAUGAUCAAGCUAUAAAUGCAUUUAGAAAAGCAGUAGAAAUUGAUCCAAGCAAUGAAAGUUAUCGUAGUAAUCUCAAAAUAGCUCUUGAGAAAAAGGAAAAACCAUCAAAUACGCCUAUAAGUGGUUUGGCUGGACUUAGUUGUGUUGAUUGGCACACAUUGUUUAGUAAUCCAGCUUUUAGAAGCAUGGCUUCAACCUUAAUGCAAGAUCCUAAUAUUAUCAGUGCAUUAUCCGCUGGUAUGAGUACUUCAUUAAACCAAGUAACUUCAAACACCAAUACUGCUAGUGCCCCACCAAGCAAUGAAUCCUCUGGAGCUAAUCCAAAUGCUUCCCCUGGAAACAAUAGAAGUCUAGAGAUGCUGAUUGAGGCAGGCCAGUAUUUAGCAGCACAAAUGCAAGCUGCUAAUCCAGAUCUUGUGGAGCAGUUUAGACAGAACACAUCUAGAAAUUUUAACCCUCCAAAUCAAGAUAGCAAAGAUUCUGCGCAGUAAAUGAAUUGUCAAAAUACUCAUUUCAAGCUCCUUUUUAAAGUAUUUUUUCCUUUCAAUUUGAUUUUUAAAAAAGUUUAUUUAUGGAUAUUGUAAUCUUAUGUAAAAUAAGUAUACUUGUCAUUACUUGACAAAUGGCAUAGUAAAUUAUUUUAUAUGUAAGUUGGAAGUACAAUUUUAUAAUAAACUAUUUGUUGAAUGUAAAAGAAGUGGAAUGUAAGAGAAAUAUAGAUUUGACUGCAGAUGUAUUAAAUGGUUUUUACCAUUUUACACUUAUGUAUAUUUUUUACAGUGUUAAUAAAGUACUUGAAAGUUCUCUAAGUAAA
Messenger RNA from Stegodyphus dumicola, 1454 nucleotides. RefSeq names its product small glutamine-rich tetratricopeptide repeat-containing protein beta-like. Lineage: Eukaryota; Metazoa; Arthropoda; Arachnida; Araneae; Eresidae. Gene Ontology annotation, molecular function: molecular adaptor activity; protein binding. Gene Ontology annotation, cellular component: membrane; TRC complex. Gene Ontology annotation, biological process: post-translational protein targeting to endoplasmic reticulum membrane. The record is from RefSeq and is a predicted model, not a curated record.